AUGACAGGUUCAAACACCGCAUACUCUGGAGGACUGAUCAUUGUCACCGAGAUAAACUAUGUCACGCUCUAUCCCUCAAUGUCCGACUUUGCCUACCAGUACUACACUGUUCCGGAGCGGAACGGCAGCGUCUAUCUCUCGCUCAGAUCGCAGUCGUCGAUGACAACCAUGUCGGCAUUUCCUUCGAAUACUGCGGCUGCCGAGCACCAACUCAAGUCUGAUCAUAAAGCUUGGAACGAUCGUAUGGCCAGCCUCAGUCUAGCGGCCAUUAUUUUCAUGGUUCUACUUCUACUCAGCCUGAUGGUUUAUGCUAUUUACCAGCGGAUUCGCGGUAAGUGCCAUACCUGUCAGGAUAACGAGAGACAAAUUGAGAAGUACAAGAACGGUGAGCUCAAGCGAGUUUCUCCAGACAUGGUUAAGAGUCGCGGACUGGCCCAAAAUUCAUGCUAUGGGACGCCUCCCGAUCGGGAUGCAGAGUUAGGCGACCCUAAUGAAUCACCAAGCCCGGCCAAAGUGUCUUUUUGGGACCGUGUGAAGAGUGUGUUCAAGUCGAAGGUUCCAGAUAAUGACAACCAAAUCCUAUCCUCUGCUUCAGACAAGGAGCACACCAUCGGUGGUCGCCCAAUCUACACCGAAACAAAUAAAGACUUUGCCCAUCGCUCAUAUCUUCCAGCAGCACCCCCACCGCCACAAGCGAGGGACUACGACCCCGACUCGCAUCUGAAUUAUGCGUACUCACCUCCGUCGCCAAGCAUAUACUCACGACCUGGAGCAAGUGACGUGAGUCCACCACAGGAGCAGUACACAAGGGGUGACGCAUCUCAUGGUAAUAUCCCAGAUGACCAACAGCUAACAUCUUACUACGCUUACUUGGAGAAUGUUUGGGGUCAGCACAAGGACACCAAUAUUGCAGAGAACCAGACAUGCACACAGUAUCGGUCUCGCACGUAUGGCGGGUUACCCCACCCAGAAGAUUUUGACGACGUGUACUUCCGGGAUGGUCGUUGA
Molecule: messenger RNA, 1008 nt
Organism: Parastagonospora nodorum SN15
Lineage: Eukaryota; Fungi; Ascomycota; Dothideomycetes; Pleosporales; Phaeosphaeriaceae
Exons: 3
Coding region: 1-1008 (335 amino acids)
Source: RefSeq, a predicted model, not a curated record